AUGGCAAGGCAGGGGCAACAAUUAUCGCCCCUACCAAAACAAGCCUCAAUUCCAAGCCAGGAAGAAGAACCAGCACGGCCAGCAUUAACUACAACAACGACGUUUCCCGCCAUUACACAGGUAAAUACUUUGACUUGUAAUUCACUUAUAACAUAUUUUCAAAAUAAAGUUGCAUGCUUUAACGCAGGUCGACUUCGUGAAUUUCACAAUGAAUGGAUGUUUAUUACCUCAGACGCUGAGAUUUUAGACAUGGUAUUGGGGCAAAAAACUUGAAUUUUCGCAAAAGCCCUUUCAAUUGUUUGUUCCUAAGGAGAGAACAUAUGAUCACAUACAAACACAAGCAGUUGAGGUAGAAAUUGAAACUCUCCUUACGAAAGGAGUCCUUGUUCUUACGGAACAUGAAAAGGGGGAAUAUAUUUCCCCUAUUUUUACAACAGCAAAAAAGGAUGGGUCAGCAAGAAUGAUCCUAAACCUCAAAUCUCUAAACAAAUUUAUCGAAUACAAACAUUUUAAAAUGGAAUCCUCCUCUACCAUUGUAAACAUGGUUAAGCCCAACUGCUUUAUGGCUUCAGUAGAUUUGAAGGAUGCAUAUUAUUCAGUUCCAAUACAUCCACAACAUCAAAAGUAUUUAAAAUUUAAUUGGAAAGGGCAACUGUAUAAGUUUACUUGUUUCCCUAAUGGCUUGGCCUUUUGUCCUAGAAAGUUUACAAAGCUGUUGAAACCAAUUAAUUCAUACUUAAGACAGCUAGGUCAUAUUUCUGUCAGUCACAUUGAUGAUUCCUAUCUUCAAGGUGACGAUUAUGAUGAUUGUGCAAGUAAUGUGUUAGACACAACAAAAUUGUUUGACUCUGUAGGAUUUGUGAUCCAUCCUGACAAAUCAUCCCUGAUACCUAAACAACAGAUGACCAUUCUUGGUGUUACAAUUAAUUCUGUAGAAAUGAGGGUUUACCCCAGUAAAGAUAAGGUGGCAAAAAUAAAAGCUUUAUGCACAGAACUUAUACUAGCCUGCAAACAGGCUCUCAAGCUGAAUUGAGAGCCUGCAUCGAUGACUAAUGAAUUUGAAUAUCUGCCCCGUAACGUUCGUUUUUCCAAAUAUGGAAUGUCUAUCCUUAUAUGGUGUUGUUUACAACUUUCAUGCAAACUAAAUUUAGACCGUGCAAACUAAAUUUAGACCAUACAGUUUUUCGAAAUAUAAGACAUUCAAGCAAAAGUUCAAAUGUUUUAAACACUGUUUUCUCAAACCAGAACAUUUUGUGCUUUGAGAUAAGAUGGCCAAGACCGAUUCGAUCAGUUAAUGUGUUUUUAUGCAUAGUGCUUUUCAGCAGUUGACAUAUAUAGAGCUCAGCAGAAACAUAAAUUAUAGCAUCUGACCAAUGAGAAUUUCGCGUCACGAUUUGAGAUGCAGAUAUUCAAAUUCAUUAGUCAUCGAUGCAGGCCCUCAAUUCAGCUUGAGAGCCUGUUCCCAGGCUAAACUUAUACAAAAUGCGGCCCCAACAAUUCGGCAGGUGGCGUCAGUGUUGGGUCUACUAGUAUCCAAUUUCCCAUCUGCGCAAUUCGGACCUUUACAUUUUAGGGACCUUGACAUGGACAAAACUGAGGCACUAAAACUAAAUAAAGGAAAUUUUGAUAAAGAUAUGAUAUUGUCAAAAGCAUCAUAUGAUGACUGGCACUGGUGGGUUAAUUCAGCUGACAGCCUGUUUAAACCUAUUGGCCUUUCACAUGUAUGUGUUAGAAUAGACAACAUGACGGCAGUAUCAGACAUAGGUAAAAUGGGUACCAGCCAUUCUAGAAAUCGCAACAACUUAACUCGAGAAAUUUGGACCUGGUGUAUUAUACAUCGGGUGUUCUUAACUACAGCACACAUACCAGGCAAAGAAAAUGAAGCAGCUGAUGCUGAAUCUAGAAAAGCUAGAGCUCAAACUGAAUGGGCCUUAGACCCAGACAUAUUUCAACAGGGUACCCAGAGGUUAGGGGUAAAACUAGUUAUUGACCUGUUUGCCUCCCGAUUAAAUUAUAAAUUGAAACCUUUUAUUGCUUACCAGCCUGAUCCUGAGGCAGUUAAUGCCUUCACAAUCUCAUGGCAAUCAUACUUAUUUUAUGCAUUUCCUCCUUUUAGCAUAAUAGCAUUAGUCUUGCAAAAAAUUCGAGAGGAGGAGAGUACCGGGCUGAUUGUGGUCUCAAAUUGGCCAACCCAACCCUGGUGGCCAUAUUUGAUGCACAUGGUCAUCCAGAAUCCAGUUGUUCUCCCAAACAACAAGAAGAUGUUACAAUUGCCCACCAAAUCAGACCUUGUACACCCACUGUAUCCAAGUUAACACUACUACUGUGCCGUGUUUUAGGCAAGCCUUCGAAAAUAAAGGACUAUCUGAAGCAGCUUUAUCUGUCAUAUUGUCAUCGUGGAGGAAGAGUACACAAAGACAAUACACACCAUACAUUAAUAAAUGGCUACAGUACUGUAAUUCAAGAAAAAUGGAUCUAA
Molecule: messenger RNA, 2479 nt
Organism: Paramuricea clavata
Lineage: Eukaryota; Metazoa; Cnidaria; Anthozoa; Malacalcyonacea; Plexauridae
Source: the annotation of a GenBank genome assembly